This is a messenger RNA of Choloepus didactylus (southern two-toed sloth), 3917 nucleotides long. It is a transcript of the gene PIK3R6, whose product is annotated as phosphoinositide-3-kinase regulatory subunit 6. Gene Ontology annotation, molecular function: 1-phosphatidylinositol-3-kinase regulator activity. The transcript has 20 exons. Lineage: Eukaryota; Metazoa; Chordata; Mammalia; Pilosa; Megalonychidae. Gene Ontology annotation, biological process: G protein-coupled receptor signaling pathway; positive regulation of MAP kinase activity. The record is from RefSeq and is a predicted model, not a curated record. Gene Ontology annotation, cellular component: phosphatidylinositol 3-kinase complex, class IB. The coding region runs from base 225 to 2588 and encodes 787 amino acids.
CAUUUCUAAUAUUCUCUUUGUGUGUUUGCACCCUCUCUCUCUCUCUCUGUCUCUCUCUCUCUCAAUAUGUUUUCCUGGGAAUAUGUUUAUUAUUUUCUCCAAAGAACAAGCUCUUGGAUUUGUUCCAAGUUCAUCUGCUCUCCAGGUGUCAGAACCACUGUGUGCAAAAGGAACGUGCACCCUGCUCUCCACCCAGCCGCCAGAGCCAACCACAUCCUCCUCCCAUGGAGAGUUCAGAUGCCGAGCUGGACCUGCUGAGGAGUGUGCAGGCCGUGCUCCGGGAGCUCAGCACCCAGGCCCCAGCCUUGCAGAGCAACCGAGGGAUGUGGAGAUGGUCCCUGCACAAGAAGGUCGAGCGGGAUCCUGGCAAGAGUCCAGCUCUGGUGGGCAUUCUGCUUAGAGAACUAGAGAAGGCGGAAAGCGAGGACCUCCGGCACGUCAUCAUUCCCCUGCUGCACACUCUAAUGUACGUGCUCACGAAGGCCACAGGCAUCUCUGAGGAGCUCUACCAGAGGACCUACACCUUUUGCAUGAGGUUACUGACCCUGCCCACCCCGUACUGCACAGUGGCCUUGGAAUGUGCCAUACGGCUGAAAACGGAGACGGCUGUCCCAGGGACCUUGUACCAAAGGAUGGUCAUUGCUGAACAGAACUUGACGAAUGACCUGUACCCCUACAGGGAGAGAGUGUUCCUCUUCGUGGACCCGGAGCUGGUGUCCCCCUCCGUGUGCAGUGCCCUGCUGCUGGAGAUCCAGGCAGCCCAGGAGAAGCAGACGCCGGAGGCCUGCAUGCGCCACGUGGUCUCCCACGCCCUGCAGGCCGCUCUGGGGGACACCUGCGAAGUGGGAGCUCUGCACCAGAAGCUGCAGGCCAGCCCCCGCAGCGCCCUGGAGCGGUAUUUCCACGCCGUGGUGGCAGCGGUGGAGCAGAUGGCCGGCGAGCACAGCCCCAGCCCGGCGGGCUACCUGGAGAGGCUGGAGGAGAUUCGCUGCGCGCUGCUGGGGCCGGCGGCGGCCGCGAGGGGGCGCUGCGGCGGCCGCUCUAAAGGAUCAGGGGAAAGUGGUGCAGGCAGAGGAGGAUCCAACAAUCUUCUGCUGCAUGGUCUCCACAGCCUGCUCCUUUCUUCAGGUGACCCCCUCAGAGACCGCCCUCCAAGCAUCCCCCUGCCCAGCCCCCACAUCACCUUCCACCUGUGGACAGAUGAGGAGCAGCUCUGGAAGGAACUGGUUCUCUUCCUCCGCCCGCGAUCCCAGCUGCGCCUCAGCGCUGAUUUGGAAGCCUUGGAUCUGCAGGGCCUCCCGCCGUGCGGGGAGCUGGCUCGGGUGUCGGUGCUGUCCACUGACAGCGGCAUCGAGCGGGACCUUCCCUCGGGCGCCGACGAGCCGCCUGCCCCCAGCAGCCCCGAGAUGGAGCGCGCCGGGCUGCAGCGCAAAGGGGGCAUCAAGAAGCGGGCGUGGCCCCCCAACAUCCUGAUGCCCGGCAGCUGGGGCGGGCCCCCGGGGCUGCACCGGAGGACAGGAGGGCCCGGUGGGGAUGGGGAACUGCUGCCGGGGGUCUCCCGGCUACACACGGCCCGGGUGCUGGUGCUGGGGGACGACAGGAUGCUGGGGCGCCUGGCCCAGGCCUACCACAGCCUCAGGAAACGAGAGACCCAGAAGUUCUGUCUCACUCCCCGGCUUAGCCUGCAGCUGUACUACAUCCGGGUGCUGGCGCCCGAGGCGCCCUCAGCACCCAGGGAGCCCGAGCUGGGAGAGCUGGCCGCGUUUCUGGGCCGCGCAGACCCGUGGUACGAGAACACCGUCAACACCCUCUGCCCCGCCAUCCACAAGCUGGCCGCCAUGCCUCUCUCCCUGGACACAUCCCAGACAGUGGACCCCUUCAUUCUGGAUGUCAUCACUUACUAUGUUCGCAUGGGCAUCCAACCCAUCUAUUUCCAGAUCUACACAGUCAAGAUCUUCAGUGACCUGAGCCAAGACCCCGCAGAGGAUGUUUUCCUCACCGAGCUGAAGGUGAAGAUCCAAGAUUCCAAACUCCCCAAAGAUGGGUUUUCACCCAAGAAGAGAGGCGUGGCUGAGGGCCCCGGGGCUGAGCUUUCCAUCUGCUACCAGAAGGCCCUGCUCAGCCACCGAGCGCGUGAGGUCACCGUUUCCCUGCGGGCUGCUGGGCUGGUCCUGAAGGCCAUUCCGGCCAGUGACGCUGAAGUUUCAGGGCCCACCCACCUCCCUCCCACCGCUGCUCCCGUUAGAGACCACGCAUGCCUGAAUGUCAGCGUGACAGAGGUUGUCAAAUCCUCCAACCUGGCAGGAAGGUCCUUCUCGACAGUGACAAACACCUUCCGGACAGUCGACCUCCGGAUCCAGAGCCAGGACCAGAGGCUGCUGACACUGCUGCUGGACAAGGACAGCCGGCGCACUUUCCGGAACGUGGUCAGAUUCGAGGUUGCUCCCUGCCCAGAGCCGUGUUCUGGGGCUCACAAGUCCAAGGCACCGUGGCUUAGUUCACACCGGCAGAAGGAGACGGAGGUGACCAAAGCCAAGUCCAAACCCCUCCUGAUGCCCAUCAACACGUUCUCUGGCAUCGUCCAGUAAGCCCGCGGGGGCAGCGGGGGAGCUGAGGAGCUGAGCCCCAGUGCUGCGGGCCCAAAAGGAAGAAAACACUACGGUGCCCACCCCUCCCACCAGCAGCCAGCACAGGCCCCGGCCCCCCGGGGCAGCUUCCGGCCCUGACCGAGAGGCAGCCAGUGCCUGGGGGCGCAAGGAGCCUGGCCACAGGGCUUUGGGGGAGAAGGGUCCAUGAGUGCACAUGCACAGCCAGAUUCCCCCACAGAUGUCCACUCCUUCAUGUGUUUUAAAUUCCCCCUUCUCCCACUCAAGCUUCCCUCCCGUCUCUUAAAACCAAGGUUAGAGCUGCUGUUUUCACCAGGGCCUGGUCACCUAGGGGAUAAUGCAUGGGUCUGGGCCCUUCCCUCUCUUGGGGCCACUGCCCCCCACACCCACUCUGUGGCAGGGGUCCCUUCCAGUUGAGAGGAAAAUGUCAGAUUAAUUAAAUGCACACUAAAGUGUUACUGCAUCCAUCUAAGAUCCAGUGAUAUUUGUAUUUUAGUAGAAAUCGGGGGGCAGUACUUAAUAGAAUCUGGUGCAUCGACUCAGGCCAGGUAAGAGACGGUUUUGUGCAGUAUUCACGGCUCUGUUCUGUCUGUCUGUCCCUCCUCCCCUCCUUCACCUUCAACUAGAGACUCUCCUGACUGGCUUUGUCCCCAAAGGGAGGUGGGAAUGCAGGGGAAUUUCAGAAAUGCCAGGCAUCAUGUCCUUGGCUUGUGAGUUCAAAACCUUACAUGCAAAUGUAAAACAGGGAAGAAAAUGGUCCAGAUCCAGUUCCCAGAACCAAAAGACCAGGUUAGGGGUGGGGGAACACAUCACAUGGUACCUCUUCCAGUGGCACAGUUCAAGGCCCUGGAAAAAUCACCCUGGGGACAAAAUCACCUGCCUCGCUGGAGCUUGGAUUCUGACGGAGACGAGCAGUAAACAAGAUCAAAUAUGUGAAACAGAAACCAGUAGUGUGUUUGAUGGUGAGCAGUGCUAUGGAGAAAAAUAAAGCCAGGAAGGGGAGUGCGCGUGUGAAGGUGGGUGGCUUGCGAUUCCAGUUGGGGUGGCCGGAGACGGCCACUGAGGGUCACAGGGUGGCCACUGAUCGAGGGACAUAAAGACCUGAAGCCGAUGAGGGCGGGAGGACCGUGGGCAGCCUUAACCCCACGCGCCCUCGAUCCCCCCGCACGCCCCCACCUCUCCCCCAGUUUUCUUUGCCUGAAGCAGGUCAGGGGCUGAGCCGAGGUUGCGGGGGCGACGCGGGCCAGCCAGCCGCCCAGCUGGGGGCGCCCCGCGCGCCGAUGCGCGUGCCCGGGCAGGUGGGGCGGCCGC